Messenger RNA from Tripterygium wilfordii, 1487 nucleotides. Its product is annotated as lanC-like protein GCL1. Gene Ontology annotation, biological process: carbohydrate metabolic process; peptide modification. The record is from RefSeq and is a predicted model, not a curated record. The transcript is spliced from 5 exons. Gene Ontology annotation, cellular component: plasma membrane. Bases 49 to 1329 code for a protein of 426 amino acids. Lineage: Eukaryota; Viridiplantae; Streptophyta; Magnoliopsida; Celastrales; Celastraceae.
AGAUUCCCAAAAUGGGAAACGCCAGCGAUAUCUGUGAACAGCGAUAGUAUGUCAAACGUCGUCGGAUUAACAUCUUCUCAAGAGAGUACGCGUGAAGGUGAGGGAGACGAACGACUGGAUUUGAUCGACGGAAUGGAUCUAACGGCUCCGAAUUUAACACUUCCGUCGGAGACUUUACUGAGAGCGGCCGUUUCUCUCAAGGACCAGGUUGUGGAGGUCACGUGGAAAGGUGGUGGUGGUUGUACGGACGGCGGUGCGAGUGUUGAUCCGACGGUGUACACAGGUCUGCUCGGUACUGCUUUCAUGUGCUUGCGGUCGUACGAAGCUACUGGCAGCCAGCAGGACCUGCUGUUGUGCGCCGAUAUCGUCGGAGCGUGUGCUUCCGUCGCGCGUGCUUCUACUUGGCAUGUGACAUUUCUGUGUGGUAGAGGAGGAGUUUAUGCUCUUGGUGCGGUGGUUGCUAAUUAUAUGAGGGACCAUCAAAGACGCCACCUUUUCUUGGAUCUCUUCCUCCAGGUAGCACAAGAAAAGGCCCUUCCAAUUGGUCCAGAGGAAGGCGGUUUUGGAAUGUCAUAUGAGCUGAUGUACGGGAGAGCUGGUUUUCUAUGGGCUGCUUUGUUCAUAAACAAGCACCUUGGAGAUGAGACAUUGCCUAUCGACCUUCUUAUGCCAGUAGUUGAUGCUGUGUUAGCUGGAGGCAGGGCUGGGGCGUCUGAUAACACUGCAUGCCCACUGAUGUACAGAUGGCAUGGAACUAGAUAUUUUGGUGCGGCCAAUGGCCUUGCUGGAAUCUUGCAUGUUCUACUUCACUUUCCUCUCUCUGAACAGGACAUGGAAGAUGUUAAGGGGACUUUAAGGUAUAUGAUGAGUAAGAGGUUCCCACAUAGUGGAAAUUACCCCUCAAGCGAGGGAAACGCAAGGGACAAAUUGGUCCAGUGGUCUCAUGGUGCGACUGGAAUGGCCAUCACCCUUUGCAAGGCAUCCCAGGUGUUUCCAUAUGAUAGAGAAUUUCGUGACGCUGCUAUAGAAGCAGGGGAAGUUGUAUGGAAGAGUGGGCUGGUGAAGAAGAUAGGCCUUGCUGAUGGCAUGGCUGGUAAUGCCUACGCCUUCCUUUCCCUCUAUCGUCUUACGGGAGACAACAUAUACAAAGAUAGAGCAAGUGCAUUUGCAAGCUUCCUUUGCCAUAAUGCGAGACAGCUCGUAACCAUGACACAUGGACGAGGAGAUGAACAUGCCUACUCUCUUUCCCAAGGUCUUUCUGGAACAGCAUGCCUCUUGUUUGAUAUGCUGGCACCUGAAAAGUCCCGGUUCCCAGGUUAUGAACUUUAGUGUGAAACUGUUAGCUGAAAGCUUACCUUUCAAGCGUGAAAACCUUCAUCUAAAAUGUAUAUAUGAAUGUGGCUUAAUGCCCUAAUAUAAGUUUGAAAUGAGCAUGUCUAUAUCUUGGGCAGUCUGUUAAAGUUUACAGGUUGCUUGAUGAAUUACUA